AUGGCUUCAAAGAUCGAUGCAGCACUUUCCGACACGCUUCCUGACAAGGAAAUCGAGGAGCAACGCACUGCUCAAGAUGACAUCUACAUUGACCCAGCAGCCGAAAAGGCUCUCCUCCGCAAACUCGACAGAUGGAUUGUUCCUCCCGUUAUGCUCCUCUACCUUCUCAGUUUCUUAGAUCGCGUCAACAUUGGUAACGCUCGACUCUACGGCAUGGAAGAAGACCUCGGUCUCACCGGCGACCAGUACCAGAUCGCAGUUUCGGUGCUAUUCGUCACGUACAUUCUGUCAGAGCUGCCUUCCAACUUGGUCAUUAAAAAAUUCACUCCGUCGCGCUGGAUCGCGUUCAUUACGACUGCUUGGGGAAUUGUCGCAACUUUGACGGGCAUCGUGCAGGACUACAAGAGCCUGGUGGCCUGUCGCGUGAUCCUCGGUGCCCUCGAAGGUGGUCUAUUCCCGGGUCUGACCAUUUACCUCACAAUGUUCUACACAAAGCGCGAGUACGCCCUCCGAAUCGGAUACCUCUUCGUGUCAGCUGCCAUUGCCGGUUCCAUGGGUGGACUCCUCGCUUAUGGCAUCGGCCACAUGGAUGGCGUUGCUGGGCUACGCGGUUGGCGAUGGAUCAUCAUCCUUGAAGGCAUUCCCACUGUAAUCCUGGGCAUCUCAAUCUGGUUCUGGUUGGCCGACACGCCUGAUUCAGCUCACUACCUGACCAUCAACGAACGCGAGCUCAUCGAUCUGCGCAUGCGACAACAGAUCGGACACACCAAGUCGUCGGACCAGAUGCACAAGGAGGAUGUGUACGCAGGCCUCAAGGACUGGAAGAUCUGGCUGUUCUGCAUUGGACAGUUUGGCGGAGAUGUCAUUCUCUACGGCUACUCGACUUUCCUGCCUACUAUCAUCCGAGGUUUUGGUGAUUGGAGCAUUGCGCAGGUCCAGGCUCUUACGAUCCCUUGUUAUGCACUGGGUGCUAUCAGCUACAUCGUUGUGGCCUGGUUGUCUGACCGCAGUCAACGCCGUGCAGUCUUUACUGUGAUUUUUGGCCUUGUUUGCACGACUGGUUAUGCUAUUCUGGUUAGCACUGCUCCUGGAGGCGUCAAGUAUUUUGGUUGCUUCCUCGCGGCCAUGGGCUUGUACGUGGUCGUUGGACUUCCCCUUGCUUGGCUUCCCAGCAACAACCCUCGAUAUGGAAAGCGUACGGUCGCAACUGGCCUACAGCUGACUAUUGGAAACUCUGCCGGUAUCCCAGCCCCAUUUUUGUACAAAACCCAUGAAGGCCCUCGUUUCGUCAAGGGACACGCAGUCUCCAUGGCCUUGAUUGCCAUGUCUUCGGUCAUCUAUCUAUCAUUCUGGGCCUUUUUCCGCCACCAGAACAAGCGAAAGAUGGCUGGUAAGGAGGAUCACAGGAUCCAGGGUCUGACUGAGGAGGAGGCCGAGGAGUUGGGAGAGCACAACCCCCGGUUCCACUACACAUACUAA
Messenger RNA from Fusarium keratoplasticum, 1479 nucleotides. Its product is annotated as MFS domain-containing protein. The transcript has 2 exons. Gene Ontology annotation, molecular function: transmembrane transporter activity. NCBI's taxonomy places the organism in Eukaryota, Fungi, Ascomycota, Sordariomycetes, Hypocreales, Nectriaceae. Gene Ontology annotation, biological process: transmembrane transport. Bases 1 to 1479 code for a protein of 492 amino acids. The record is from RefSeq and is a predicted model, not a curated record. Gene Ontology annotation, cellular component: membrane.